Prunus mume (Japanese apricot) is the source of this 893-nucleotide messenger RNA. Lineage: Eukaryota; Viridiplantae; Streptophyta; Magnoliopsida; Rosales; Rosaceae. The record is from RefSeq and is a predicted model, not a curated record.
AUGUACUUCUAUAUAGUUGUGCUAUUGUCGGUGUUGAGUGAGUCAACUAAAACAAAUUGCAAGGGGGAGUAUGUUCAAGUAGAUCCAAGCAAUGCACCUUGUGUGGAAAACCUUCAAGAAGUCACUCAGAUAAAUAGUCCCCAAAUAUUGGAGCCAAUAUGCAGCACAAUGUCUCCAAAACCAAAAGGAUCCAAACGGGAUCGAAAUUUUGCUGGAGAGAACUUCUUAGAUAUGCCUCAUCGCUAUCUAGAACCAUGGUGUCGUGCUUAUAACUAUCUGUUCUCCUACAUCUGGGCUAAUGAUAAAACUGUCCAAAAUGCUCUUCACGUUCGAGAGGGAACAAUAAAGGGUUGGGAAAGAUGCAAUCAGAGCUUCUCUAGCAGUUAUGCACAUGAUGUUAGAACUAGUCUUGACUAUCAUCGAAACCUCACCAAGAAAAACCUUAGAGCACUGGUUUACAGUGGUGAUCAUGACAUGCUUGUUCCAUACGUGGGCACUGAAGAAUGGAUAACAUCUCUAAAUUUAAGUAUUGAUUACACUUGGAGACCAUGGUUUGUCAAUGGCCAAGUUGCCGGGUAUACGAAAGCAUAUACAAGGAAAGCGUACAGUUUGACAUAUGCGACUGUGAAGGGAGCUGGCCACGCAGCUACAGAGUACAAUCCUAGGGAAUGUUUUCCCAUGAUUGAUAGGUGGCUUUCAUAUUACUAUAUUUAGCCCAUUAAUUAACUGUAUAGUUUAUAAUUGAAAAUAGUUCAGAAAAUUCGUGCAUAUUGGAUUUGGAGGUGAAACUUGGCCAUCUCACCUAUUAUUACCUUGCUUAGCUAUCAAGGUUGCAGCUUGUAGUGCUUUGGUGAAUAAAUUUGUAAGAACAUUGUCACUUUGAUGUCAAUAUC